This is a messenger RNA of Monodelphis domestica (gray short-tailed opossum), 5611 nucleotides long. RefSeq names its product sprouty related EVH1 domain containing 2 (gene SPRED2). Gene Ontology annotation, cellular component: membrane. The record is from RefSeq and is a predicted model, not a curated record. Gene Ontology annotation, molecular function: protein kinase binding. Gene Ontology annotation, biological process: multicellular organism development; negative regulation of MAPK cascade. Lineage: Eukaryota; Metazoa; Chordata; Mammalia; Didelphimorphia; Didelphidae.
GCUUCCCCUCCCCCGUAGCCUCAGGUUUAAUCCCUGGGUUUGGGAGGAGAGGCUAACUGGGGGAGCAGGCUCCUGGAACGGGAGCCAGAUGUGUACGAAUCCCAGUGCCUCUGCUCCCGCCUCCUCCUCCUCCCCAGCCCCUGGGGCAGCUAAAACCCGGAGCAUGGGAGAAUUGGGGCUAGACUAAGAGAGCCCCAGUGGAAACAACUCCACUCCGCAGCUCCUCCAGUAGGGAGAGGUAGGGACUGGGAAAGUAAGCCGGACAUGCCCAGUGGGGUUCGGCAAAGUUUUUUUUUCCCUUUUCUCUUCUCUCUCGCUCUCCCUCUCGCUCUCUUUUUUUAUUUGGUCGCAAGUAGGAAGCUUUUUGCACUCCACCACCUCUGGCCGCUGGGAAGACGUCAUCGCUUCCGCCCUACUUCCUCCUCCUGUUGGCGGUGGUGAGAAUCCAAUAUGGAGUAAAACGGAGGAGGAGUAGGGAGAUGGGGCUCGGACGGGGCGCCCAGCACCGCCUCCUAGGCGCGCCUCCCCUCGCGGCGGACCGCUCCCCGGGACAGUGAUUGGUCCAGCUUCACGCACCUCGGGGGCGAUCCCCCGCCCCAGACCUCGAGCCCCUUCCUCACUCCGGGCAGACCCCUUCACCUCCCCUUCUCUCCUCCCCACGACAGUUCUCGUCCACUCCCCUUGCUUGGCUGCUUGUUUUUCUUGUCUUCGUCCCCUCCCCCUCUUCUCGUCCUCUUCCCCCCAACCCAAAUCUCUUCUCAGUUCCCUCACUCUUGAAAACUGCACCUUUCGUGCUCCCUUCGAAACCUCCUAGCCUCUUGCUUCAUUCUCCCCUAUUCUGCCACCAGACGUCAGAAUCUCCCACACUAACCCCCCGUUUCAGCUCCUCUUCUCUCCGUGCCUCCCCUUUCUGCUUUUCCUCCCUACUCUUUCCCUGCCCCCCUAAAACCUCAGCACUUUGCUGCUGGCUACUUUAAUUCACACCCUCCCAACUGUGCCCCCGUAAUCCCCAGCCCCUCUUCUCCUGUCUCCUCCUCCCCCUCCUCUCCCCCCUCCCAAAUCAGGCGAUCUCUCGAAAUGUGAGGAAGGGGGGGUGGGUGGAUGGGAAGAUGAAGGGAACAGAGCUACCCGCUGCGGGGCAUUCAUCUAGGUGAACAAGAAAAUGACCGAAGAAACACACCCAGACGAGUGGAAGCCAGCAUAAAACCUGUGUAGGAAUGCUUGAACUUUGGUGCCUGUUCAGAUGAGCCAUAGAAUGGAGGCCAAGAAGCACCUCAGGUGACAGCUAUAUCGUUCGUGUCAAAGCUGUGGUUAUGACCCGAGAUGACUCCAGUGGGGGAUGGUUACCUCAAGAAGGAGGCGGUAUCAGUCGAGUGGGUGUCUGCAAGGUCAUGCCCCCCGAUGGCAAUGGGAGAAGCGGCUUUCUCAUCCAUGGGGAACGGCAGAAAGACAAACUGGUGGUAUUGGAAUGCUAUGUAAGAAAAGACUUGGUCUACACGAAAGCAAAUCCAACAUUUCAUCAUUGGAAAGUUGAUAAUAGAAAGUUUGGGCUUACUUUCCAAAGCCCAGCUGAUGCACGAGCCUUUGACAGAGGAGUGAGAAAAGCAAUAGAAGACCUGAUCGAAGGAUCUACAACUUCUUCUUCAACAAUCCAUAAUGAAGCUGAGCUUGGAGACGAUGAUGUUUUUACAACGGCUACAGACAGUUCUUCUAAUUCUUCUCAGAAGAGGGAGCCACCUACCCGGACAAUCUCUUCGCCCAUGUCCUGUGAGCACCGGAGUAUAUAUACCUUGGGCCAUAUCCACGACCAAUAUAGCUCUGACCACUAUCAACUUGAACAAUCCAUCCCAAGACCCUACAGACAGGUCAGUUUCCCGGAUGACGAGGAGGAGAUCGUCCGCAUCAACCCUCGGGAGAAGAUCUGGAUAACGGGCUACGAGGACUACCGGCACGCUCCCGUGCGGGGCAAGUACAUGGACCCCUCGGAGGACGCGGACUCGUACGUGCGCUUCGCCUCCAAGGGCGACGCCUCCAAGCACGACUACACCUACCCCUACAUCGACCACUCGGACUUUGACCCCGGGGAGGACCCCAAAGGACGGGAUCUGGGGAGCGUGAUUAAAACUCAGCCCAACCGAGGCAAGUCCCGUCGGCGGAAGGAGGACGGGGAGCGCUCGCGCUGUGUGUACUGUAGAGACAUGUUCAACCACGAGGAGAACCGGCGGGGUCAGUGCCAGGAUGCGCCUGACCCCAUCAGAACUUGCAUCCGCCGAGUGAGCUGUAUGUGGUGCGCAGACAGCAUGCUCUAUCACUGUAUGUCCGACCCGGAGGGAGACUAUACGGACCCUUGUUCGUGCGACACCAGCGAUGAAAAGUUUUGCCUCCGGUGGAUGGCCCUCAUCGCCUUGUCCUUCCUGGCCCCCUGUAUGUGCUGUUACCUGCCCCUCCGCGGCUGCUACAACUGUGGGGUGAUGUGUAGGUGCUGUGGCGGCAAACACAAGGCGGCCGGAUGAAGACGGCAGCCUCUCGUUCUCGCUCCCUCUCUCCUUGCCACGGGCAGGGGCUCGUGAGCCCCCCAAAGGGGGAGCCUCCUCUCCCGAGCCCCGCUGCACCUGGAGACAUCAUUCCAGCCCGGGGAACCCCUCCGGUGGGUUUGCCACUCGAGCUCCAGCCAGCCACUCUUAAUGGUUCACACACACAUAGUCACCCCAACCCCAGUGUUCUAAUGAAAUUAACCUUCGGCAUAGACUAUUGUAUUAUUAAUAAUCUGUAAUCCGACUGAUUGUCUUGUACAUGUUUAUAUUCCCCGUCCCCACCUUGCCCUCCUUCCCGCUCUCCACUUCAAAAGGAAGGAGACGACCGUCUGAACUGCUGAUUUGCAGGGGAUUUUUUUGGCUUGGGCUGUUCAGAAGAGCCUCUCCAGACUGUAGCUUGUUAAGCUUGCCUUAACAAACCGCCUGUACUCAGCCAACUUGGGGUACCUACCAAAAGAUGCGAGAAAAAGGCAAUCCCACCAGAAGUAUUUUAACCUGCAGUCAGUCGUCCUGUGUAUAGAAGGUGUGCUAGCGUGUACCACAACACGAUAUUGCUAUUACCAUUCUAAAGCCAAAUUUCUUAUGUUAUGUGAACUGCAGUUUGUUUUCAGUCCGUCAUCAUUUCUUUUGCAAGAAAAAAUGCAUUUAAAUUAUUGACUAAUGUUAAACGUUCAUUCAUGCAAAGACAAUGAAAAAUAAGCCUUAACAUCAGGAGGAUUCCUUGAAUUUCACAUUUCCAGCUAGUGCUGGGAAAAAACAACAACAACAACAACAACAACUUAAGGUCCCCAUGAUCUAUCCAAAUAAUGACAAAAGUAGAAUUAAAAGGAUUUAAGUUUUUAAAAGGGAGGCAGAAUGAUGUUGUGGCAAAGAUGCUAGUCCUGGGUUCCAAUCCUAGCCUCAGAACAAAGAAGCUAUGUGUGACCUUGUGUGGGUCGAUGGAAAGGACACUAGAUUUGAAGUCCGAGGACCCAAGUUUAAGUUCUGGCUCUGUCACUUAUGGCCUGUGUGACUUUGGACAAGUCACUUCUCUUGUCUUGGCUCUCGGUUUCCUCAUCUACAAAAUAAAAUGAGGAGGUUGGACCAGAGUGACCUACGAUCCCUUCCCACUCUAAAUUAGUGAUUCCGUGUCACUUUACCCUCAGUGGGCCUCAAUUCCUUAUCUAUAAAAUUAGGAGGUUGAUUCAGCUGAUUUCCCUCUCCAGAAUUCUACAAUAUGAUGAUUCCGGGAUGGGAAUUCAGCGAUCACAUUCCUCCCUCAAGUUCUCCAUCACAGAAUAAAACACUAACCUCCAAAUGAUUCCUUUCUUGCUCGUGGUUCUGCAAAUGGACAAUCAGUAUCCAGGGCAGACACAAAAGCAGUUAUAAAAAAUCCACUCGGAUUUUAGAGAAACACUAAGGUUGUGGUGAAUGGAACCUGAAGCUUCUUCAAAGUAAACUAUAUUAACUGUAUAGAAAGAGGGGAAAUUUUUAGCUGUCAUAAAGCUUAAGAUUUUUGUUCUGUUUUGUUUUUGCAUUUCCUAAUCACUUCCACAUCACCAAAUUCCAAAUUUGUACUUGAAAAAAAAAUAAGGCCAUAUGUAAAAUACAAAAAACUUCCCAAUGCCUAAGUGUCUUUCUCCCUUGACUCAGCACCAGGACUUGAUGUUGUCAUUAGGCGUGUGCAGAUGUUUCCAACAGACUUGUCCUAAAAAAAUGUCUUCUCUCUAUGUACCAGGCUUGUAAUUAGCUGGGGAAAGAGUAUUUUUCUAACAUAUUACAAGGAAUAGCCAAAUAAUUUUUUUAUUGAAAUAAGAAAAAAUGAAAAAUGUAGAGCAGUUCGCGGUAACUAGCAUAGUACAAUCAGAACCGUUCCAAGGCCGUUAGGGGUAGGCACGUCCAUCAACGCUGGCACUGCUCUUCCUGCCAUAAUUCUUUCUGCAGUCAGUUGCCAGCGGAGUGCAUGGCCUGAUCCACCCCUCCCUCCUUAUUGCACAUGGACAUCCGUCUUCAAGGAAAGGGAUUCCUCUUCUUUUGCCAAUUACAUUGGAAAAGUGUUUGCCACGAUUUAACCUUUUGGGGAAUAUUUUGCUUUCUUCCAGUUCUCGGGGAAUUGAUUACAGUGCUUGGAGUAAAACUAUGAACAACAACAAAACUUACCCAGUGUGCUUCUGACCUAGAGUCAUCAGAUGCUCGACUUGUAGCAGUUCCUGGUUUAAGCCUUCUCACUGGCAACGGGGCUCCUCAGAGGGAGACUCGUCCGGUUCUGUAGAAUCGGAAAAGAAAUGUGCUGUCCCUGGUAGCGAACGACCCGUUCUGGUUAGCAGCUCUGCUGACCAUCAAACCAGCCUCCAAAGGCUCCCGCGAGAGCCAGUGUAUUCAUUCCCUCUGAAUCUCUGGAAGGUCUCCGUCUCUACAAAGCACAACGAACAUGAACCCAAGUUUCUGGUCAGAUCCCAGUUUAAGUGCUUCUAUUUAUUUCCAUAAGAAGACGUGCUCCAAAGCAGCCUCUCUGUGGGAUCUUCCUCUGUUACCUGUUGUUGACAUCUUCCUUGGCCCUGCUUCCCCUUCGGCGCCGGGGGCUGACCCUCCCAGCUCCCCCUACAUGUGCUCUUUUUGCUUUCUGAAGACAGACAGAGCCCGUGGGGACUUUCAUACGUGUCUCUCCCUCUCCCUGCUCUCCACACUGCCAUCGACCAGUGUGCGCUCCUUUCCCAGUCAGCUCUGCAAUGCUGACUUUGACCAUCGGAGAGAGAAAAACGAUUCAGAUUUUAUUUUUGUACCUGUGGUCACAAAACGUUAACCAAAAUUUUUUUGUCGUUGCUGUGAAGGUUCUCCCACCCACCCUAAGCUAUUUGCUCACAUUUACCAAUUAAAGUGCCUGAAGCAUAAUUCAUUAUGUACCUGUAUCCUAAAAGUCAAAACCUGUUGUAUUGAUUUUUUAUAACAAGCCUUUUUACCUCUGUGUAAAAAAUAUAUAUAUACACGUGUAUGAUGUACAUUUUAGUUCUUAACUUUUUUUAUGGUUUCUAAUAUGUUUGAUCAAUGUAGCUAUUGCUUUAAAAUUUACCAUGUAAAUAUAAAUACAUCAUAUCAGA